Messenger RNA from Achroia grisella, 4602 nucleotides. It is a transcript of the gene Pif1A, whose product is annotated as axoneme-associated protein mst101(2)-like. Lineage: Eukaryota; Metazoa; Arthropoda; Insecta; Lepidoptera; Pyralidae. The coding region runs from base 138 to 4211 and encodes 1357 amino acids. The transcript is spliced from 22 exons. The record is from RefSeq and is a predicted model, not a curated record.
AAUUGGCUACACUUCCCACACCGAGACCGAUCGAAUAACGACAGCAAAGCAAUCCGUACAUUUCAGUACGAGGCUAUAGACCGCGGACGUUCGGGACACGUCCCGAAUUGAGAUAACGAAGUUGGUGACGCCACAACAUGGCGUCCACCGACACAUCGACCUCCAGCAGCCAAAUAUCCGCCGUAGUUUCUGAGGAACACAAGCGAACAGUUGACGAGGCGUUCUUAAACAGAUUAAAAAGCCUGGUCGAAAGGUUAAGACUUGAUAAUGCAACCUUGAAAAAGUCGCUUGACAUCGAGCGGAGCGAAGUCAGAGCGCUUAAGGCACAGCAUGACAGCACACUUAGGAAUUUGAAGACUGAGUACAGAAAGAAAGAGGAAAUUCUAGAGAAACAGCUCAGAACAGCACCGAAACCCGAAAAAGCAAGUGAUGAGACACAGUCAUGUAAUAGAUUAGUAGAGCUUAAGAAGUUAACUACAGAAAUUCAGUCUUUGAAAUCAGCGAAUAAGGGUCUUCAAGAAAAACUCAAGGUUGCUCAAACGGCGGAGUGCGCGCGCGCGGCCGAACUGCGUGCGCAGGCGGCUAAGCACGCAGCGCUGGAACAGGCUGCGCGGAAAGAUGCGCGCGCGCAGUGCCACAAACUGCUGGAGGAAAUAAAAUCGAAAGAGAGGGUGAUAAUACAAUUGAGGAGGGAAGCGGCGCGGACGGCGGCAUCUCAUCAGAAUGAUCAGACGCAAAAAAUGGAGUGCGGUUCUACCGAACUCAGCAGGAAACUGCGUGUUGAUCAGGGAAAAGAGAAGAGUAACCGUGAAGAUUUGAAAACAGAUAUACAACACAGAAAGGAAACCUUCUAUAGGGAGCCCCCUUCAGACGAGGAUUCAGCGGUGUCCUCUGCGCCCGCCUCGUUGUCACCCCAACCGCUCAACGACAUGUGGUCAUGCGGUCAGUGCCGCGCGGCAGCUGAGCGCGCGUCGGUGGCAGCGCGCGAAUGCACGCGCCUUGCUGAUGAACUGCGUGACGCGCGCGACCAACUCGAGCUCAUGGAGUUCCGAGUGCUGGAACUGGAGGACGCGCAUCCUAACAAGGGUGCUAGGGACAACCUAACAGAUUCUGACUCAGGCUGCGUGUCCCCUGGCUCCCGCAUCAAAGACUCCGCAUCGCCAGAACUUAAACGGAUGGAUUCAGGGUACAAAUCACCGCAUACUCCUAGCAGUCCAUGCAAUAUCAGGCGACAAAUGGGCACGCCACAUGACGACUUUAAAGAGGACUUUGCCAAGGCACAGGUCUUAGCCGACAUUCUAGAUAGAAACUCGGAAACCAGUGACUCAUUGAAGAGUAAUCCCGUUAAGGAGCAUUUAGAGCAGAUGAUUCUUAAUGCAGCUUCGGCGGAAGACAGAACGUGUUUGGAGCAAGUCCUGAUGUUACUUUAUAACUUUCAAGCGUUGAGCAGUUCUGUUAGCGAAGAUGAAUGCUACCAGACAAAACCGAAAAGAAUAUGUGAUUUGAAACAGAAAUCCGAAACUGACAUUCCAUCGCACAAAACUCAGAAAGCAAUCGCUACAGUCACACCUUAUCAACAAAAAGGUCUUAAAUGUGAGUCGCUCGAGAGUCUGUGUAGCGAAGAAAGGAAACCCAAUAAUAUACUGCAGGAAAGUGGAAUCUUCGAAGGUGUCGAAACCGAGUCAAGAAGUACUCAGACUGACGUCAACGAAAGUUUCGAGUACACAGGUGAACUAAACACUGAAAUACAACGACUGAAUAGUAUUAGAGAGAAACUUGAAAGGCAAGGUGUUAGAAAUAGGACAUUAAGUAGUAAGGAGGAUGGCGACGGCCUGGAGUGCAGGUGCGUGAAGUUGGGGAAAAAACAUAAACAGUAUUAUGAGAGGAGGCUAAAGUUUUUGGAAGGAAAGAUCUCUAUAUAUGAAGCAGCACAGGACGUUAAAGAAUCCAAGUUAGCUCAGAGGUUGCAGAAGGAAUUUCUGUUAGAAAAUAGAAUACAGGAUCUCGAAUCGCAGCUUUUGGUACUCCAAGACAAAUAUGAGAGGUUAGAAGAGGAAUGUUGCGAAUUAGAAGAAAUUGAAAAUGAUACUCGUCUACAUUGGCAACAACUUGAGAUGGACUAUGAGCUCUGUUCAGCGCAAUUAAGAGACAUGACGGAGCAGAGGGAAUGUUCUAGAGCACAGGCUGAGAGGCUGAUGACUGAGCUCUCUAAGAGGGAAUGUGCUUUAAAAACAAGAGAAAACGAGCUUCUCACAAGGUUAGAUAAACUCGAGAAAGCAGUACCAGCGCUGAUAGCAUGGAAUGUUGUGCAAACUAUUGGAGCUAGCUUAUCUACAGGUGGACAGCGUGCUCUAAUGAACCGAAUGUGCUCCUACAGUACAGACACGAAAGCUUUCAUAUCUCAAGUGAAGCAAGAAUCGCACAAAGAUGAAACCUGUGGAGCGUUAGUUGUUUGGAAUGAUAUUAACACACUGCCGGCUCCUUCUGUGAUGCAUUUACAACAACAGAUAACAAAACUUAUAGGUGAAAAGAAGCAAAUAGAAGAACAAACCGCACAAUUAAAGAAGGUUCUCGAGGCAAGAAUAAAAAAUUUGGAGGAAGAAUUGGAGACGGCCAACAGGCAAGUUGCAGCUACUUUGUGUGGUGCUGAGGUUAAGAAAGAACAAAUAGAAGAGAAGAUCCAAGAACUAGAAGGAAAGAUCCAAAAAGAGAAAGAAGAUGAGAAGUUACCUGUCGACCCUGCAAUGGGUAGUAAGAUCCGCGCUCUGCUGAUUAGUGAACAAGAUUUAAAGAGCAGGGUAGCGGAACUUGAACGAAGAGAGACAGCGUAUCUGGAAAUGUUGACUCAAGCGGACGAUAUGUGGGCAGAAAUGGAGGGAGGGUACAAGAAGAAGAUUGAGGAAUCGCAAGCUACGGAGAGUCAACUGAAAGGGAAGGUCAAAAAGUUAGAAUCUGAACGAGAUCAUUGGAGGAAAUGCCUUGAGCCUCUAAAAAAGAAGUUGAAAGAAGUAGAAGAGUCAGAAUCGGGUAUGCGCGUGGCUUUGGAGAAGGCUGAGAGAGAUGCUCAAGUACUCAAAACGCAGAACACUAAUCUAGCAGCUAUGUUCUCUAAAGCGGAUGCCGAUGCCAAAAAAUCUGAAACGGCAUUUAAGAGUCUUGAUGCAAAGUUUAAGAAAGAAAUAGAACAGCUUCGAAAAGUUAAUAGACAAUUGGAUGAUGAUCUAAAUAAUCAAAAAGAGUUUUCGAAAAAGACCGAAGUAGCCUUUAUGGGAGAUUUGGAGUGUAUCAGAAGAGAACUAAACAGAACAUGCAAGAAUAAUCAGGAACUGGAAGUAACGAACAGCGAACUCAAGGAAGAGGUUGAAUCUCUGGAAAAGCAGUUAGCUCUGACGCAGAAAGCUUUAACGCAGUGCAAAAGAAAGUGCGAUGAAAAAUUAAAGACAAUAAGUCACGAGCUGUCGAUUAAAACUGAGGAGUUAGAAGAAAUGAGGAGCGAAUCUAUGAGGCAGACCUACCAUGCGUCUCGGGUCGAGUUGAAACCGGAGAGAACCGAAUACGUAGACGAAGGAUACUCGAUAUACACCGCAGUACCCAAAAAAAUUGAUUACGGAAGAAUGCACCAUAGUAUGAGCUACAUAACGUCCGAUACGCGUUGUUCGUGUCCGUCUAUGAGGAGCCAACUAGUCAGCCAACUGAUCGAAGAUUUGUUCGAACGGAUCCACAACACAGUUGACGAUGAUUUGACGAAGUUAUGUAAAGAGAUCUCUCCGUUGGGUAGAGAAGUGACUGUUGAAACCAAAGCGAAAAUCACAAAUUACCUCUUAAUGGCGAUAUCUAAGGAGCUCGUUAGGUCUAUUGGGGACGCCGAUGCUAAGACUGAUACAGAGGAGUGGCAGCGCGCGGCGUCGUCUGUGGCGCAGUCGGAGGGGAGCGCGGGUAUAGGUGCGGGUUCGGGUGCUGUUGACGGCAAUGCGGGAGUAGUGCGCGGUGCGGCUCGACUGGCGAGCGUAGCAUGCGCAUGUGCAGCCGCCCGACUGUGCGCCGCACUGCCGCACCUCGCAGACCGUGUUAACCUCUGCCAGCAGGAAGUCUUGGAUCAUGGCGACGUUAAGAUUAUGGAGGAACAAUUAGCAAAUGCCAUUGAAAGUAUAGUUAAUUGUCCAUCUUGUGCGUUGGGUACAAAUGCGAUAGUUUGGAGCACGGAUGUCUAAUGCAGCCAAUCGUGCAAAGUUAUAUGUAAACCUCCACCGACCUCACUCUGGUGCCUUCAUUAGUAUAGCCAGUAUAUUUACGAAGUGUAAAUAAAUUUGUAUAAUAACAAUACUCUUUAAUAAUAACUAUAAGCGAAACAUAUCGAACAAUCGUACCUACAUUUCGAAUAUAAGAAUUUUAUAUUUUUUUCGACGUGUUUUAAAUAUUAAUAUAAAAUUUUUAUUUGUUUAAUUGUUUAAACUCAUCGUUUCCGUGCCAACUGUUUUUCAAAUAGUAUGUAAAUAGAUGUUUCUAUUUUGACGAAUCAAUGUUAAUUUUAUCUAACAUCACUCACAAAUUAGAAAUUUGUAAUGACUACUUUGUAUAGUAUUAAAAAUGUUUUAAUUUACG